CCACUCCGGUAAAGCACUUCUGAAUACCCUCAGUCGAGGAUCGUCAGCGUGGUCGCAAGUGAGGGUCUAAGACUCGCCAUGGUCCCAUACUAGGGCAAUUCUCAGCCUAGUUAGCCGACAAGCCAUGCUUUCCUCAACCGAUGACACAAGCUCGAUCUCUGGAUCUCAGGGCCCUGUCCAAGACCCCAAUAUUGGCGCGGGGUGCUCGUGCUCGAUUGCAUGUAUAAUUCGGAUUCCCCAGGUUUCCCUUAGUCAAUGGGCUACACGCCAUGGUCUUCCAUAGGUCAAUGUCAGGUUAAGCAUUGACUGUCUUCCUCUUUGAAACUGUCACUCGAGCACGUCAUUUCGGUACGCUUUUCUUUGAUAUUUGAACUCCUUCUGCCGCAGUUAUGGGGGGCCAAGGCUUCGAGAUGUCUUUCCAGCGCGAGCUGGCGACGCAGUCAUGGACUUUAUACGGAAUUGGGAUAUUCGUCAUUCUUCUCAGAACAUUCGCACGAUGGCGAAGAGCCCGAAGUCCUGCUCUGCUUGCCCCGGACGACUGGCUGAUGAUGACUGCUGUUCCGGCCUUAUAUACGACGCUCAUCGUGUGCCUCAAUGUGAUUGCUACUGGAGGAGGAAGUAAUCUAUAUCCCCCAGAGCAAUUCGAAACUUUUACUCAGGAGGAUAUCGAGGAGCGUAUCAAAGGCUCAAAGAUCGUGGUCGUCUCCGAGCAAGCAAUGCUCAAUGUGAUUUGGACGUUGAAGUGUUGCAUGCUGUUUAUGUAUGCACGGAUGACCCAAGGCACGAAGCAUCUGAAAUAUGUCAAAUAUCUGGCCAUCUACGUUGCGAUUGGUUGGGUAGCGGUAGAAACCGCUUUUUUCACGGCCUGCCGUCCGUUCAAGGGCUACUGGGGCAUGCCGCCACCAAACCCGCAGUGUACCACUUUAGAGCACUACGCGAUUGUGCAGGCGGUCUUCAACCUGAGCAGCGAUUUCUGCAUGCUGUUAAUACCUCUGCCCAUGGUCGUCUCUCUGAGUCUCCCCCUAAAGCAGAAGAUUGUAUUGGGCAUAAUAUUCAGCAUGGGUACCUUCGUUAUCAUCGCCGCAAUUCUCACCAAAGUUUACAACCUCUCCGACGUAUACGACACCGCAUAUAUGCUCUGGUACACCCGCGAAGCCAGCGUCGCCGUCUACGUCGCCAAUCUCCCCGGCAUCUGGCCCCUCCUCCGCGAACUAAUCCCGUUCCUGCGAAGCCACAACACCUACCCUCAAGGCAGUGCCGGCCUCCCACGCUACGCCUCGCAAUACGGAAAUAUGUCUAAGGGAAAUCGCAGUCGCAUCGUAUCAACGCAGAAAGAGAACGACGAUGAGAUCGAGCUCAGUCGCCGUUCCUUUUCGAAGUCAACUAAGUCUAUGCAUUCGUCGGAGAAGGUGAUCACGGAGGAAGAGAGAGUGGGCCAUUUUGGAAGGAAGCUUGGUGAUUUGACGCAUACGAGGAGGGGGAGUCCGGAAAGUGACGAGAGAGUGCUGAAUGACGCGAGCGGUUGGGGAAAGAUUGGAUUGGCGGUGCAUGUUGACAAGACUAUCGAGGUGCAUAGGGCGAGUUGGGAUGCGAACCAGGGUGUCGGUAUGGGAGUGGUCGGCGUUCAGGCGCCGCGGGUUAAGAUUGAGGGGCCUGAAGGGGAGGUUGUGGCUAAGUGAGGAGCCUUGCUUGGGUGGACACAGGCGAGUGUCAGCUCGGCCCCUUCGCGACCUCGUCCUAGAAAUGAUGCUGUUACGAUAUGUUACGGUUUUGCGAUUUGGUAGCG
Molecule: messenger RNA, 1786 nt
Organism: Trematosphaeria pertusa
Lineage: Eukaryota; Fungi; Ascomycota; Dothideomycetes; Pleosporales; Trematosphaeriaceae
Exons: 4
Coding region: 390-1679 (429 amino acids)
Source: RefSeq, a predicted model, not a curated record